AUGAGCGCAGCAUCAGCGACAGCACCUCGAGUGCUGUAUCGGGGUCCACCCGGCAUGAAGCGGGCGCUCUACUACUUCAUCGGCACUGUCUUCACAGGCGCCGGGUGCUACCAAGGUUUCCUGCUCACACAGCACCUCAGCUGGCCCAUCUUGACGCGCAAUCCGGAGAAGACCAAGCUUGCGCCGCCAAUGCUUCGAUAUGCUGCGGGCACGGCGGUGGCGGUGACGGGUGGAGGACUCGGGAUGUUCUUCUUUUGGACGCCUUCGAGACUAGCAACGCGGGUGACAUUGUAUCCGGCGACGUCGCAGAUUGGCAUCCGCACAGCCGCGCGACCGUUCCGUGCCUUCUUGCCUCCGUCGAUGCGCUCAAAGAGGAGUGCUCCUCUCAAUCCUCAAGACCCUUGCGAACGCUUUCACCCUUUGGACGCACUGUACCGUCGGGACAGGACAUCUGCAGUCGAAAUUGAACAGUUUGCGCAGGGCAAGGGCAGGCGCGUUGUGUCCGCCAAGUCCGGAUCAAGGCAGAAGGUGCCAUCGUCCAUCUUGCUUGGAGAGGACGUCACGUUCGGAUAUCAGCUCGAAGCUGCGCCGACACCGCUAUUCGAAACCAAGGCCAAGAAUCUGUACACGCAGUAUUGGUCGCGCUUCAAGCUCAGCCUGCGCGGAGAGACCGACUGGUCCGAUGUCGCUGGUGCUCAAGGUCUUACACCCGCCGAACAGGCAGCACAGGCUCAGCUCGAUCGCAAGGAUCCUUGGUUCAUGGAUCGAAGCAACUUUGACAGACUGUUUCCAGUCCGAGACUUCAGCUCGAAAAAGUAG
Messenger RNA from Sporisorium graminicola, 819 nucleotides. RefSeq lists its product as uncharacterized. The transcript has a single exon. The record is from RefSeq and is a predicted model, not a curated record. NCBI's taxonomy places the organism in Eukaryota, Fungi, Basidiomycota, Ustilaginomycetes, Ustilaginales, Ustilaginaceae. The coding region runs from base 1 to 819 and encodes 272 amino acids.